AUUACACGAUCUGCUUCCGCGGCGGCCGCACGUUCAAUAGUUGUCUAGAGACUUCUUUUGUCGAGCGGAACGUGCGAAGUCACAAGUUUGUUUACAUCGAUGCAUAGCGCGUUAGUUGACGCGAUUGUGUCAUCGACCGAGCGCCGGUUAUCUCUGAAUUAUGAGUGAAACGGACAAUGUGCGCGUUAGUGUUUUUGCGACGAAACUUUUUUGUGUACUCGUAAACUUUGCGAGAGCGUGCGAGCGGUGUCGGCCGCGACGAAACGGACAGUGAGCUUCAUCCGGAACUACUUUGUGCCAUCGAAAGUGUGAAGUGAACAGACAAUUUUAUCCAAGACGUUUUGUAGAGUUUUGCGAUUAGAUUUUUAAUAAUUCUAAUUUGAAGAAGAUUUUUUGACUUGCAAACUUUUUGGAGAAGAUAAAUUUUGAAUUUCGAAGAAGUCUUAAAAGUUUCAAGAGGUGGUUGAAAUUAAAAACGACCGAGUAGGUUUUUAUACACGAAAAAGACAGGACGAUCGGUCCACUAUUCUUACGCAGAUAAAAACAAUUGCGAGAGACAAAGAUGGCUAUAGCGUUCAAUUUGCCAAGCGAGAGAGAGGCUUCUGAGGAGAAUUUUUCCCGUCUCAACCGGCUGCUUGCCGAGUUGUAUGAGGUUCUGUGCCAUAUCUUGGUAUCCAGACAGCCUGGCCAAGAGAUCCAGGAUUCCAGGAGAGAACGACCGUACUCGGAGUCGGACGCAGACAGGCCACAAAUUCAACCGCACCACUGCCGAAGGUCCGCCUCUUCCCCCCCUCUAACAAUUUCCCUUGACACCGACUUAGAGGAUGACGUGUUCAUCAGUCCAAGGACAGACAACGGUAGCGACCCGUUCUCCACUAGAAACCUGGAGAUAUUCGGUUACGGGAGCCCUAGGACACCGGCGGGCGUUCUCCUGAGUCCUAGGAGGGAGAGGACGUUUACCUUCUCGGUGACUAGUGAGAAGCAUUGGAGGGAUAAGGGGGGGACGGAUGUCGCGGACGGUGUGACAGAGGGGGAUGACGCUGAUGUGACCGACGCUGCCUCAGUCGACUCUGUCCCAUCAGAUGACGAAUCCAGGAGUUCGGAGAGCUCCAUCUUCUCAUCGAUCAUCCCUGAUAAGCUGUCGGGGUCCAUUUGCACAGCAGUACUGUUCAUGCUGGGCUGGAAACUACUGACCAACAAACGGUGAAGUGCGACCUUCAUAUAUAGGAGCAAAAGCGUCUAGCGUGCGGAAAAUAACUGAUGGGUUAUUCUACGUUACGGUUCUAUGAAAAUUUUCAUAUUUUUUUCGUAUCAGAAUAUUUUAUUUACUAGUUAUGGUGUGGAUUUAUUAUUAAUUAAUCUCAAUGAAAAAAAAAACAAGAAUCACUGCUUUCAACUUUUGGGGAUUGUUAGUUUCUUCCGCAAUAUUCACAGUAAAACACAGUAGAUUUAGUGGAAAAAAUUAGAAUCAACACAGAAACCGACAGAAAAAAGAAAAGUCUUAAAAGCUGACUUUGUAAAAAAAAGAAUCUGUUUCACAUAUUAAGAUUUUAAAAUCUCCAAGCUUUUAAAAAAGGUUUUGCUUUACUUUAAAAUAAUAUAUAGAGUAAAAGUAGUUUUUAUAAGCAAUCAAUAUAUUUUGAUCGAAGAUCGUUAAAAACAAAAAAUAAGGUAUUUUAAAGGGCAUUACUAAUAAUAUAAAAUAUUCUGAUACGAAAAACAGUUGUCAUUAUUUAAAUUUUCUUUAGUCACUAAAGGCGUUAUCAAGCGUAACUUUGUUGAAAGCUGCGUUCUUGUUAAUUCGCACAUUACAUGUCAUGAUAUAAAUAUAAUAAGUAAAGACUUUUUGAUAAGAUUACUUACUAAAAAUAAAACAAUAAUGUGUUCAUUGCAUUUCUUUUUUAAUAUACAGACACCAGGUUAUUAUUGAUUUUGAAUUCAAAUAUUAACGCAUUAAACUUAAAAACUAUCGGUCUAAUUUGAUACUUUAGAAUAACUAUGUUCUGCUGAACUUAAUGUAUUUAUGAGAUGAAUCCUUAAAUAAAAUUACUUAAUGAAAUUAAAAAAUACACAUGAUAAAUUGAAGACAAAAUGUCCACCGUAACUUAAUUCAAUUAUUAUUAUUAUAUUAAAUAAAAUAUUAAUCGCCUGUCAUUUACAUUCCGCUUUUGGUGUUGAAAAAUAUACCCAUAGAUAUAAAUAAAAGUAUUAAGAUGUUAUUUAUAGAAUAAAAUGUAAAUUAGUGGGAGUCUUUCGAAGAAUGGACCAGUAUCCGUCGUUUUGUAUCGUAGCUUACGGAAAAAUAGUUCUUAUUUGAAGUCGACAUAAAGUCCAUUUUCCACAAAUUGUUCCAAAGAGAGCAACCUAAAAAUGAUCAUCGAUUGAUCUCAUUUUAUAUUAUUUUUUAUAAUGAAAAAAAUGUUUAUUUUAAAUGAUAUUUUUAACGUAUUUAUUCGUAAGCAAUUAUUGAAUAGGGUACGCGCAAAGUUGUUUGAAAUGGAGAUUUUAUAAGAAGGUUAUAUUUUAGUGCUAUCAUUAAUUAAAAUUAUGUAAAUAGAUUUGUUUUUAAGGUAAGACUAAUUGCUCUGUCGUUUCUGGUUUUCAUUUAAUCUGCUCCGAAUAUUCUUUGGAUUAAUGAAUCAGAACAUACUCGUAUUUCUAAUUAAUCAAUUUUUGAUUAUUUUAUGUAAAAUAAUUUUGAUGACAAGAAAUGUCAGAGCUAUUAUUUAAUAUAAGGUUUUUUAUACACUGUAGUAAUACUCUGUAGAUUAAAGCAAGCUGUUUAGUUUAUUUGAGGCUUUGAAUUUAUAUUUAAUCACUAUAAUUGAAUUGUCAUUAAUCAAAGAAUUACUUUUAUAAAUCCAUGCAUUUAUAGAAAAAUAAAUUCAAACAUUUAGAAAAAUUGUUUAAUUACUGUAUUAUGAUAUGUAUCAAAAUGGGAACAAAAUGUUUGGGAACAAAUUGUGUUUUCAUACUUUUUUUUUAAUCAUAAGUAUUUAGUGUUUUUAGUUAAGGUUAAUUACGGAAUAUGGAAGGAUGUGUUCAAAUGUGAUAAUGUAUUUAUUUAAGGAGAAGAUAAAAAAUAAAAAAAGAAGUUUUCCGAAUGAUCUCUUGGAAACUCUUAUUUGCUAAUGAGAUUUUGCAACUUUAAGCUAACAAACAUAAAGUUUGUAUUCGAAUUAACGGUUUUGCUAUUUUAAUCAAAUCAAAGAUGUAUAAAUCAUCAAUGGAUUUCUUUUGGUUAAAUCAUUUGAUUUUGUUAGCCUAAAGAUGAAUUAAUGCAAAGUAUAUGACGUUCAAGCAUAUAAGAGUUUUGUACAUAAUUUUAUGAAAAUUGGUAUGCUUUUUGCUCAUAAGACUAUAAGCUAGUAGAGAUUUUCUAAAUUUCCGCUAUAAUAAUAUAUUUAAAAUCACCUACUUAUUUUUAUACAAGACACUCUUUUUUCAUAAACAAGAACCACUUACAUUUCAUAACAUUCGUGUCUUUUGUAAAAAUAAUAGUGAGCUUGCCGCUUUAAAAUUUGUAACGUAUAUUUAUAAAAAAAAAAACGAUAAGCAAUACUAUUAUAAUUAUUAUUAACGAUAAUAAUCAUUUUAAUCUCACUACCGAGUCUUUCAUUAUCUAUAUGGUGUUUGAUAAUAAAUACCAAGGAAUUGUGAAACAUCUUUCCGAUUUCAAAAAUUGAAUACGCAUGCUUCUAAAAAAUUUCAAUUCCAUUAAAAUUUGACUGUGAAAGCAGCUCUUAUUUAAUUAUAAAAUAAUUUAACUUGUCUCAUUAUGCCAUUCAAAUUAAGUUACUUUGACAUAACUCUAAACGAUAUGAGGUUGUUAAUAUCCAUAAAUUUUGCAAUAUUAAUAAAAAGAAUAACAGAAUGCAGAUAGUGGAAAAUUGUGAACUCAUAUUUUUACCCAGAGGCAUACAUCAUUUUGUAUUAUAGAUCUCCAAACUAUAGUCACAUUAAUUAAAUUGAAUUUUAAGUUCAUUAAAUUGCAAAAUAAGCAUGCGUAUAUAAAUAAACUUUUAGAAUAUCUUCUAAUAUAAAAAAAUGUAUGCGAGUUUUUUUGUAACUGAACUUGUGAAUAUUAGUUAUUAUUUUAAAUAAACGUGUGAUCUACUUUAGGUAAAUUACAUUAAACAACGGCCUGUAUAUUUUAGUUAAUUUAGUUUCAUUUUUAAACGAUGUUUAGUUUUAAUUAACUCAUCUAUUACAUUUUGUAUUAGUCAUACAAAUUGACUAUUGUAUUAUUAUCGAGAUAUACUGUCAAUUAUAUCUGUUUAAAUAUUAAUUAUUUUGAAAAUAUACCUUUUUUUUCGUAAAUGUGACUUUAUUAAAUUUUCCUACACUCAAAACUAUCAAU
This is a messenger RNA of Diatraea saccharalis (sugarcane borer), 4360 nucleotides long. Lineage: Eukaryota; Metazoa; Arthropoda; Insecta; Lepidoptera; Crambidae. The record is from the annotation of a GenBank genome assembly.